Melopsittacus undulatus (budgerigar) is the source of this 5677-nucleotide messenger RNA. It is a transcript of the gene RHOQ, whose product is annotated as ras homolog family member Q. Bases 33 to 650 code for a protein of 205 amino acids. The record is from RefSeq and is a predicted model, not a curated record. Gene Ontology annotation, biological process: cortical actin cytoskeleton organization; small GTPase-mediated signal transduction; endocytosis. Lineage: Eukaryota; Metazoa; Chordata; Aves; Psittaciformes; Psittaculidae. Gene Ontology annotation, molecular function: GTP binding; protein kinase binding; GTPase activity. The transcript has 5 exons.
AUGCCGGGGGGCCAUGAGGGCGGUGUCCGGCCAUGGCCCAUGGCAGCGCGGCCGUCAUGCUCAAGUGCGUGGUGGUGGGGGACGGCGCCGUGGGCAAGACGUGCCUGCUCAUGAGCUACGCCAACGACGCCUUCCCCGAGGAGUACGUGCCCACCGUGUUCGACCACUACGCAGUCAGCGUGACCGUCGGGGGCAAGCAGUACCUGCUGGGGCUGUACGACACCGCCGGACAGGAAGACUAUGAUCGUCUGAGACCUUUAUCUUAUCCUAUGACCGAUGUCUUCCUUAUCUGCUUCUCAGUGGUAAACCCUGCUUCAUUUCAAAAUGUGAAGGAAGAGUGGGUACCAGAGUUGAAGGAAUAUGCACCUAAUGUUCCCUUUUUACUAGUAGGAACACAGAUUGAUCUUCGUGAUGACCCAAAAACUCUGGCAAGACUGAAUGACAUGAAAGAGAAGCCCAUAUCUGUGGAGCAAGGACAGAAGUUAGCUAAAGAGAUAGGAGCCUACUGCUACGUGGAGUGUUCAGCUUUAACGCAGAAAGGACUGAAGACCGUUUUUGAUGAAGCUAUUAUAGCCAUUCUAACUCCAAAGAAACACACAGUGAAGAAGAGAAUAGGCUCAAGAUGCAUAAACUGCUGUUUGAUCACGUGAGACAUAUUUGACAAUGGCCAAGCUUACUGUGAAAUCCUACUGAAUUUAAACACAAUGCAUUAAGUACACGGCAAAGUUGUUACAGGUUUGAAAGCUAAAACUAUGGUUCUGCCUUCUACAACCAGUGAAAUCCAGAGGAAUAAAAUGAGACUCAACAAACUUGUAAUAAGAAGCCACCGUGUCUGUUACAAGUAUUUUAUUCAGACUGGAAGGUACAAUCUCUCAGGGUUACAUAGUCUAGAGGAAGCAAAAACUGCACCACGCUGAAACGGCAUCUAUGUGAUUUUAUCGAGUGGGGACGCUUGGCCUGAAAUACUCUAAAUGAAUUUGGACAGUCUUCUGCUUUGACUAUACAUAAAUAUAUAUAUCUUAUAAACCCCCGCCCCCAAUUUUUGCACAGUCUGUAUGGGAUCUGCACAAAGAAAUACCUUGUCUCUCUUUGCUCCAGUUAUCUGCUUUUGUAUGUAAGCUGCUUCCGGUUCCAGUGUAUCCACAGAGGUGCAAUAAUCAGACCAGCCACAUAGCCAAAGGUAGCUCCGAAGGAACAGGAAAUGGGCCAUACCUGAAGGGAGAACACAAGGUAAAAGCAGACAAUGAGAAAAUGUCUGUGUUUUUUUGUACUUGGUGAGCACAAAACCUAGGUACUGACUGAAAGACAGUAGAGUCUUACUCUAAAGCUUGGCGUGCUUUCCUAAAAAUGCCAAAAGUGUAACAAUCAUCUUCAUGAACACUAAAUGCUGUUGUACAGUUUUUAACUAAUAUGCAUUAAAAUGUAACCAGGCUUCUGGCUAUUGCAGAGUUUAGUUCCAUAUUCCCAAAACUAUGUGAAAAACUGUAGAAGUCUUUAUAUCCCCCCUGAAGUGUUCAGCUAACCUGACUUCCUGUUCUGCUGCACACAUCUGGAAACCUACUGAUGUCUUGGUGGUUUCUCCUUUCAAUCUCUCAUGGUGUUCUGAAACCUUUAGAGGUGUGUACAGAUGAACUGAUAUUCAAACAGACCAGAGACUGAGAUGGAUAGAGGGGGUUUCUUGGUGUUUUUUGUCUUGAAAAGUAGGCAAAGGGCUGAAUCUCCCCCUGGCUAGCAGCAGGGAGGGAACUCAAACUUGGAAACUCAACAUCUUGCAUUCACUUCAGCAAACAUGUAGUAAGCCACUUAUGUUCUAGAGCUUAAAGCUCUCUUCUUCCUUAUACUCAAUACAGCUGACUCAAUUUCACAAACCAUCUAGUGCAAAGUAAUGGGAUUUUUUCCCCUACCCCCCCUUUUUUUAACUGGUAUUGAUUUGUAUGGAGGAGUGGCCAAAACAAGACUUAGCUAGUCUGUCCUGAGAUGUAGCUUAUAUUACCAGUCAAAUACAGACUGCAUUUGAUGGAAAUCUCAACUAAGCAAUUAAAAAGAUUUACUGUCAAAUAAACUAAAUUCCCACCCUCUUCAAAAUUCUCCUUUGCAUGAUGGUUUUGCAAGGACAGUUCUGCACUUCCUGCUGGACAGUGCAUAUUCCUGAAGCAAGUGCAGACUGCACUCCCUUCUUUCAGUUUUGAAUCAAGGGUGAUAUUUCCACCUUCUGUAGUGCUUGAGAUGGAGACAUGAACUAGAUAUUAAAGAAAAUAUCCACAUCUUGGUGUCCAGCCAAGACUGCAAUUCAUGAAUAUCAAAUGAAUUGACUCUUAAUGGUACUGGUUCCUCCAUUUAUUUUCCUAGCUCUGAUUCCUCUCUUCACUAUUGUGGAAAAAUGCAUUUAUUCACAUCCUCUGAUCAUGGGAAUUUUAACUAGGAAUAAGAGUAACUUAUUUUGUCCUCAGCUGUUUCAUCUUCACAUUCCUUAGCAUUUGCAAUUUUAUAUGUUAUUUGGAGGUCUUAAGGAGUGUAGCAAAGAUGACUAUAAACAAGGUGCCUUAGGUACUCUUUAUUGACCUUGUUUCAUUCUUAUUUCUGGACAUUCUGUCUGUGCUACUUGUUUCUGUUGCUGAAUAUUUUGGCUGUUGCCUCUCAAACCAAAGAGUUGCUUGUUUUCAUUAACAGUGGUAUUGUAGAUCUUCUAUAAAAAGCCUUGAGAUGCUUUGGCAUGGUAAGAUAUUCUGUAUAUUUAAAACUCAUGUGAGUUUGUGGCCUUGGCUAAACUUACAUUUCAGGUGGAUCUUUUCAACUUGUAAAUGAAAUGUAAUUAAGUUAUCUCUAGCAUUUUGCAUAUUACACAUCUAAAGGACAAAGCAAUGAAAGAUGUCCAUGCAACCCCAGCUGCUCACUCAGUACCAUUCAGCUGGAACAGGAGUCAUACAUUUUUCUCUGCUGAUGAAAUCAAAUACCACUCUAAUAACCACAAAACUAUAGACAGAGGCUUCAUAACUCAGUGGUCUUUUUACAUCAGAAUCUCUGAGUGAUCAAUGAUCCUGCAUUAUAUCUUACCUACAUUAGGUGAAUCUGUAGUUGCCUGUUUGCUUUUCAGAAGUAUAGGUAGAUGUGGGACUCUGAAUUUUUCAUGUUCUCUUAACUAGAGUCAAUAUCCCUGAUAACCUGUUGACCCUGUAUGUUUUGCUAUAUUGUGUAUAGUGGACAAUUGUUGGUACGAUUAAAAGGAUCUCUGAUGACUGUUGUAGCUUCUCUUACCUGACUGAACUGCAACUUGGAACACGGUUUUUCAAUAGUUAUUUUACUUUCAAUACUAAUUAUGCCUCUGACUGUCUUCCAAAACAUUCACUUUUUGCUUUUUAAAAAUCAGUGUUACCUUACGGAAGUUUCAGACUGUUUCAUUUAACACCUGAAUCUCUGAAAUCCAAACCUCAGCAAUGGCAGCUGCCAAAGACAGGGUGCAAAGGGAAGAAACCAUAAACCACUCCAUCUCACUGUCUGUGAAUGAGACAGAAAAGAAACACCAUCUCAUCUCUUCUAGUGGUGCAGAACAGAAGGGUACUAGGCCAGGUACUCAUUAUGCUGGUCAGAUGGCUUAAAGUAGUUUCAACAGCAAUCUGAUUGGCCUUUUGAAAACUCCCUAAGCACAGGGGUUAAAAGCCGGCACUUCAGAACAUUGCUAUCCCAAUGAUAUGUUUGCUAACCCUUAAGGCAGGGCAAAAAACUCCUAACACAUAAUGAUACUAGUUCUGCACCUAUUAUUCUUGACUGCUGCCCUUUAGGCUACAUAUAGCCAUGCGAUAUAAAGCUGCAAGUUAUCAAAGACAGAUUAAGAUGUGGCUCUUAAGCACAUCAGCUGCACUAAAAUAACAGCCCUUGGAUAUGCUUUUUGUCUAUGAAAGUGGUUUGCUUUAUUCUGCAUUAGCUGCUGGCCUCAUUUUUCUGAGACCAAAUCAUUUCCUGCUGGACCUUUUUACAUUAAUUUGACUUGCUUGAUCGGUCUGCUUUUGCCCUGCCUUUCAUAUUAUCUCUUAAACUUGGUUUAGGUUCCCUCACUUGGAAUGAUCUGCUUCUAAGUGAUAAAAAGCUAAGCAGCUAAUACACAUCUGCCUGUUCUAAGGGAUUCCAUUCUGCUUAUUCAAAGUAUGCAACUUGUAAUACACCCCUUUCGUCCCCUGAGAACUAUUCAGCUCAGUUUCUCCUACUUUAUGCUCCCUUCUGCCAUGAGGAAGCUGACAUAUCCCAUCCCAGUACUGAUGUCAUGUCUAGGCUGGGUCAGCAACAAGGGAAUACAAUGUUAGGCAACACUGCCUAACUGCACACUUUGAGGGGGGAGAAAGCAAGGAGGGAAGAAGAUUGAUCUGGAGACAAAAGUGUGCGGAGUGCAGGAGACAGCACAGAAUGUUCUUUAGGAUAUGCUUUGUUUGUCCCAGCAGCUGGGAAGCAUCAGCUCCCAUCCUCACAGCCUAAUAUGACUCAGUUUACAUACCAGAUGCAUGUGGAAAAGGGCAAUUUUACCAACCUGCAUAUGAUUACUAGGAGUCUGAACAGCAACUUGACAAAAACAAAUCUCCACCUAUAUGCUUAACAAGAACUAAAAUGGCAUUUUAAGGGACAGAGCAUGGGCCAGAGGUUUAUGGAAAAUGAUCCUGACUUCUGCUAUUUGUUUAGUUUCUGUUUGGCUGUUUCAUCUAGCAGCAGUAAUAGAACUGAAGAGGUUUCUUUAGGCUUGCUAAAUAGACAAUGCAGAACUGCAAGGUUUCUAGUGUAUAUCAGAACUCAUUUUAAGAAUAAGGACUCAAAAUACGAAUUGCCAACCUUUCAGUACACAUAUGUUUCCUCAGUGCUCUUUAGAACACCUGUGAACUGACAUGAGAAUGCUUAACAUACUGCAUGGAAAGCAGAGCAUGUUGCAGGAUCCCAGCAAGGUUAUCUAGCUCUGCUGUACUAUGCAUGUAGCUAGUUAAAUCAGAAUUCUGACUGCAUGACAGCUUUGUCAUCUAUUACAAGUCUGUAAAUUGCAUCCCAUGCAAUGGGAAUUACAUAGACAUUGAUAAGAACAUAAAGGCCAGAUUCUUAGGGGCCAGAGCAGCAACAUCCUAAUGAAGUUUUAGAAGAUCCUACAAAGUAAGCAUCUGACUGCUGGAACUUUAAUUAUACAAAUGCAAAUACUAUAUAUUUUGUGGUUUUAGUAACCUGGUCCCAUUCUUCAGCUGAGUGUUUUUCUCAUAUUCCUAAACGCCAUUCUUUUUUGUAUGCUUACUAUUUCAAAAGAUCCAUUUCUGACUGUCAACUAGAAAGCUAUGUCGUAUUUCUUGUUUCAUUUUAAAAAUGAAUAAAUGAGCACAAUGACUUUCCCUCCCUGUUUCUAACAUGCCUUAAAUUCCUGAUUGUUUAGUCUGUCUUGUCUUUAAAAAAUUCAGUACAUGCCUUCAAUCUAUUUUGGUUGCAUGCACAUGUUAACUAAAAAUGUCUUAUCGCAUUGUACGCAAUGUGUGUGUUGACAAGCACAUGCCGAGGAGAAGAAAGUGUGAGGGGUUUUUUGCAGGCUGGCAUUUGUAACUAGAAGGUGAUUUGGUGGAUAUGUGUUAUAAAAUGACAGCAAGUAUAACUGCCUUUGAUUGCACCCUUAAGGUUUACAUUAAGAAAACAUAUCAUUAAAUAAACAGUAAUAACCACA